UUCUCACUCGCGCUAGUGCGCGCACACACACACGAAUUCACUGUUACAUACACAAGCGCCGGCAGCGAGCUCGCGCGCAGCUCUAGUUACUGAGUGUUCGGGCGGCGCGCGUGAAGAGAAGUCGCGAGGAUGACCGGCGGGAGUGAACCCUAGAGGCGCAUUGCAUGCUGGGAAAGAAGGACAUGCAUGCUUAAGACAGUCUAUUUUUUUUGAAAGCGAGAUACUAAGGGGACAACACAUCACAUAGGUAUUUUAGCUGAGCAGGGAGAUGAGUGGAGAGAUGAGUGCGGAGGUCAUGUCCCCCACCAGUGCAGGACAGAAAGAGAGAUAUUUUGACCGGGUGAAUGAGAAUGAUCCGGAGUACCAGCGAGCUCGGAACAUGCCCGCUGACCUGCGGCAGGAUUUCAACAUGAUGGAGCAGAAGAAGAGGGUCACACACAUCCUGCAGAGUCCUGCGUUUAAGGACGAGCUGGAAGGCCUGAUCCAGGAACAGAUGAUCAAGGGAAAUAACCCUGCUGGACUCCUCGCCCUGCGCCAGAUCGCCGACUUCUUCAUGGCCAGCUCCAUCGGAGGAUACCCCACUUCCCCCCUCAGUCUGGGCAUGGUGUCCCCCAUAAACGAUCUUUUCAGCGCCGACUCCGGCUCCAUGGUGAAGGGUGAGAAGCAGGCGCGAUGCAAACUGGCCAGCCUCUACCGCCUCGUCGAUCUCUUCAGCUGGGCUCACUUCUCCAACGCCUACAUCACGGUUCGUGUCAGUAAGGAGCAGGACCACAUUCUCAUCAUCCCCAGAGGACUGUCAUUCGCCGAAGCUUCAGCUUCUAAUCUGGUGAAGGUGAACAUCCUGGGCGAUGUGGUGGAUCAGGGUUCCACUAACCUGCGCAUCGACAUGUCUGGCUUCAGCCCACACGCCGCCAUCUACUCCAUGAGACCGGACGCACGCUGCCUCGUCCACUUACACACCCCGGCCGCGGCAGCCGUAUCGUCAAUGAAGUGCGGCCUGCUGCCCAUCUCUCAGGAGGCGCUGAUCCUCGGAGACGUGGCCUACUACAACUACCACGGGAGUCUGGAUGACAAGGAGGAGAGGGCGGAGCUACAGAAAGCGCUGGGACCCACAGCCAAGGUCCUCGUGCUGAGGAAUCAUGGCAUGGUGGCUUUAGGAGAAACCAUAGAAGAGGCUUUUCACUACAUUUACAACGUCCAGUUUGCCUGUGAGAUCCAGGUGAAUGCGUUCUCGUGUGCAGGAGGAAUGGAGAACCUCAUCGUCUUGGACUUGGAGAAAUAUAAGAGCAGGACACAGGGCGUGGCCGAGGCCGGAGUGAACAUGGGCUCUCAGCACAAGUGGAAAAUCGGAGAACUCGAAUUUGAGUCACUCAUGAGGAUGCUCGACAAUCUGGGUUAUCGAACUGGCUACACUUACCGCCACCCGGUGGUGCGGGACAAACCCCGGCACAAGAGCGAGGUGGAGAUCCCGGCCACGGUGACGGGGUUCACAUUGGACGAGCCGACCGACGCCUCCCGCCUCCACCUCCGUCUCGUUCAGCAGCGGCAGCAGAGGGAGAAAACACGCUGGCUCAACUCGCCCAACUGCUACACCAAGAUCAACGUGGCAGAUGGAGACGGUGCUGAGGAGAACGGCCGCAUCAGGACCAUGUGGAUGCGGUCUGAGGAAGGCAGCAGCAGCAGCGGGACUCCGAUCCGCAUCGAAGACCCGAACCAGUUCGUCCCUCUGAACACUAACCCAAGCGAUGUUCUCCAGAAGAGGAAUAAAAUCCGAGAGCAGAAUCGCUUCGACAUGAAGACCGCCGGCCCGCAGUCUCAGCUCCUGGCUGGAAUUGUCGUGGAGAGACCACCGGAGCAGCUUUCUGCAAAGCCAUACACAGGUGGAGAUGAGGAGGAGGCUGAGCCGUUGCCACCCAACCCCUUCAGCGAACUCAGCGAGAGAGAUCUGGACGACUACAAACAACAAGUGGAGCGCCAACAGCUGGGGCUCGACGAGGAGGAGCAGGACCAGCUAACUUCUGACGACGCUUCCACGCUCUCACCAUCUGCCUCUCAAACCCAGUCUCCACAACACACACCUGCUAAAGAAGAGAACCACACGAACGCUCUGCUGAACGGUAAAGGCUCGCACGAGGAGGAGGAGGAGGAGGAGCUGAUGAAGCGCGUGGAGAGCGUGGAGAUCACCAGCGAGAAGAUCGAGGAGGUCCUGUCGCCCGAGAGCUCGCCCUCCAAAUCGCCCGGCAAGAAGAAGAAGAAAUUCCGAACGCCGUCCUUCCUCAAGAAGAACAAGAAGAAAGAGAAGGUGGAGGCCUGAACGCCGAGAGCGGGGGAGGGGCGGAGACACAACCUGUCUGUCCGUCUGUCUGUCUGUCUGUUUACCCGACGUUUCUACAUUUGUUUUAAAGGAUUUUUAUUUUAUUUUCUGCACAUUUUUUGGGAAGGGAACCUCGACACUCUUUUACGGAAGUGUGUUGUGUGUUCUCGGAAUCCUGGCAAAAACUGAAUCUUCCCCUCACACACACACGAAACGGCUUAUAUCACAAUUCAAACACAUUAACGUUUAACUAUGUUUAUUAUUAAUUCUUUAUUAAUUUACGAUUUAUUUUAUUUUCAUUUUUUUAGCCCGGCGACUAGCCGUCAUUUUUUAAUUUUUUUUCCCUCCCAGGUGACGCAAAUCUUUAACAAUCCGUGUCUCAUUUUCUUGGAAGAAAAGCAUUAGAGUUUUGAGUUAAUCCUGUUUUACACACACACACACACACACACACACACACACACAAUCACGUUUUAGUGAAGUGUAUCUCAUGGUAGCCUCGUUCAUCUUUUAACUUCUCUGUAGUUUCUUGUUUUGUGUUUUAUUUUCACUUUUUUGUAUUCCUUCCUACACUUUUACAGAGACGCAUGUUUUUAUUUUUUGCCCCUCGCUCGACUUCCUACAGCUUCCUGUGUUUCUCGGCUCUUGUGGCUAGAACACACGCGAGCGAGUAAAGCGGGUUAGCGAGGAGCGACGUAACGGUUUCUUUCUGUGCCGCAGUUUUAACGUAGUGUUUAUUAUAUUACAUACGUAACGCGCGUACAGACGAUUUUAGACGGAUUUACAGGAAGUUGGCGAGAAGGCGGGAGGAAGGAAGAACGGGAAGGAAAUUAAUAACGGGAUUAAGCUAAAAAAGAAAAAAAAAGAAAAUCUAUAUACGAUUAUAUAUUUGUAUGUUUUGUAUAGAGUUUACGAUAAUAAUAAUCCUGCGUCCUGGAUCAACGGAACUAAGUGAAAUCUCAGCGCCGCCCUUUUGAACGUUAAAAAAUGUAAAAUUUUAUUUUUUUUUAUUUUUUGGGGGGGGGUCGCAAGACAGAGGUCUGUUUCCCGCUCGCUGUUCGAGAAAACCGGAGUAAAUUCCACAGCAGCCUGAAAACCUGCAGGAAUUCUAGCGACAAUGGCGAUUUUUUUUUUUUUUCCCCCCUCUAAGUUUUAGCGGAAGUGAGUGAAAUUCCUGAGAAAUUCGGACGUUUCUAUCGGAAUUCGGUUCGGCUAAAAGUGAAUCAUGAAGAAGAAAAAAAUUCAACCUCCUCAAAGUUCGCCUCUCAUCCAAAAUUGACAAUUUCUUAAAAAAAAAAAAAAAAUAAAUUUAAUUGAUUAAAUAAAUAAAUUGAUUUUUUAAAAACAGUUAUUAAAUUGUUAAAAUGGAGAUUUUUGUUUUCUGUUAAAUUCCAUUUUUGUUUUGUUUUUUAGUUUUAUUUUUUUCAGUUUUAGCACUGAAUUUUCAUUGAAAGUCGUUACGAGUCUUUUUUUUUUUUUUUUUUU
Molecule: messenger RNA, 3796 nt
Organism: Hemibagrus wyckioides
Lineage: Eukaryota; Metazoa; Chordata; Actinopteri; Siluriformes; Bagridae
Gene: add3a
Product: adducin 3 (gamma) a
Exons: 16
Coding region: 269-2314 (681 amino acids)
Biological process (GO): barbed-end actin filament capping
Cellular component (GO): plasma membrane; postsynaptic density; cytoskeleton
Molecular function (GO): actin filament binding
Source: RefSeq, a predicted model, not a curated record